UUCCAUGUGUCACCCAAAUAACAGAGGGUGGACGAGAUUUUGGUGCCUCCCUAAAACCCUAUUCACGCUGCUUUCACUCUCUACACCCCCUCCAUAAAUCUUCACUCUUCUGCCUUCCACUCUUAAAAAACCUCGACAAACCCUAAACAGCAUUUCCCAGAAGCCAAAACCAGCGUGUAAUUCUGAAAAUGUCCGGUUCACUGGACAUGUCCCUCGACGACAUCAUCCGAAAUAAAAGCAGAUCCGAAGGGCAUUCUCGUGAUUCCCGACGCAAGCCACGUGCCCCCGCCCCAGGACCUGAUCGUCGUGGCCCCAUCCGCGACCAGCCAAGAAUCAACCCGUACCCAGUCAGACCAAUGCAAUUAGAGGUGCCCGCAUGGCAGGGACAGUUGGUUUCGAGUGGAGCACUGGAUGUGGAGGCGAAGCUAUAUAUAUCGAACUUGGAUUACGGUGUUUCUAAUGAGGAUAUUAAGGUGCUUUUCUCUGAGGUUGGUGACUUGAAGAGGUACUCAAUUAAUUACGAUAAGAGUGGAAGAUCAAAGGGAACUGCAGAAGUUGUCUUUUUCAGACAGGCAGAUGCUUUGGCAGCUAUCAAGCGAUACAACAAUGUUCAACUUGAUGGAAAACCAAUGACAAUUGAACUUGUGGGAGCUAAUGUGGUUAUGUCUGCGUCCGUCCCUCCGACCAAAAGCGGCAUUCUGAGAGCACCAAAUAUGGCCUCUAGAAGGGAUCUAGAAAAGAUUGGUGUUGGAAGGGGAUGGGUUCGUGGUGGUGUCAGCCGCAGAUUUGGUCGAGGACGUGGACAUGAACAUGAACGAGAUGGACCAAUUGGUAAGAAAUUAUCUGCAGAAGAUCUUGAUGCUGAUUUGGACAGGUACCAUUUAGAAGCUACAAGAAUUAAAUGAUGAUAUUUUGCUUGUUCCAUUACUCUUAGUUUUUGAGGGGAAAAAAACAGAAGAGGUUAUUUCAUUUGUUCGAUUACUCUAGUUCUUGAGGGGAAAAAAGAAGAGGUAUAUGGUUGGAAAAUGGUCACUGACAUUAAGAAUGUUGAAAGUGCAGAUUCUCUCGUGUUUUUUAUUUUCCUCGACUUCACUAGGAUAAGUUCUUGUUUGUAUUAAAAAAAAGUAAUUAAAUGUAAUUUUCAGAAAUUUAGAA
This is a messenger RNA of Gossypium arboreum, 1155 nucleotides long. Its product is annotated as THO complex subunit 4A-like. NCBI's taxonomy places the organism in Eukaryota, Viridiplantae, Streptophyta, Magnoliopsida, Malvales, Malvaceae. Gene Ontology annotation, biological process: mRNA export from nucleus. The transcript has 5 exons. The record is from RefSeq and is a predicted model, not a curated record. Bases 189 to 905 code for a protein of 238 amino acids. Gene Ontology annotation, molecular function: mRNA binding. Gene Ontology annotation, cellular component: nucleus.